UCUCAGUCCUCCCGCGCGAGUCCCGCGGCCGCCACAACUGCCUCUCGGAAGCGGCCGAACGGAGCCUCGACGGUCGGACUGACGGACAGGCCCCGGAGAGGCGGAUGGACGGCUUCAGCACCAAGAGCCUGGCCCUGCAGGCGCAGAGGAAGCUGCUGAGCAAGGUGGCGUCCAAGGCCACGGCGGCCGUGCUCAUCGACGACACGAGCAGCGAGGUGCUGGACGAGCUGUACCGCGCCACCAAGGAGUUCACGCGCAGCCGCAAGGAGGCCCAGCGGAUGGCCAAGAACCUGGUCAAGGUGGCCGUGAAGCUGGCCGUCCUGCUCCGCGGCGGCCAGCUGGGCGGCGAGGAGCUGGCGCUGCUGCAGCGCUUCCGCCAGGGGGCGCGCCGCCUCGCCAUGACGGCCGUCAGCUUCCACCAGGUGGACUUCACCUUCGACCGGCGCGUGCUGGCCGCCGGCCUGCUCGAGUGCCGGGACCUGCUGCACCAGGCCGUGGGCGCGCACCUGACCGCCAAGUCCCACGGCCGCAUCAACCACGUCUUCGGCCACUUGGCCGACUGUGACUUCCUGGCCGCGCUCUACGGCCCCAGCGAGCCCUACCGCUCGCACCUGCGCCGGAUCUGCGAGGGCCUUGCCCGGAUGCUGGACGAGGACAGCAUAUGACCUCCGGCCCCGGGGCCCCUGCAGGGGGCGGGAGCGGUCCUUCGGGUCCCUCUCCUCUCCCGCCGAUUCUGUCCAGAUCCCUGGGACAGGUGCCCGUCCCGCUAGCCCGUUAGAGGCAGUGGUUUUAAGGACUCUUGUUGCUUCCCCUCCCGCUGCGCCUCCCCACACGCCCCAAGACUACUGCCCGCCCAGGCCCGCCUGACCGGCCCCGGCCCCCCUACCCUCCCUUGACGCUUCUGAAGGCUGGCACUUGCCACCUGAUGAUGUUAACCAUGUUCCCUGUUCCUUCCGACGGGGUCACAGCGAACCGGAAGGGAGGGAGUGUUCUGGGGGGAGCUGCAGCUCCCCAACGUCUUUGGUUGGAGUUCUGGCUCCCAGGCCCGCGGAAUGUGACCCGUGUGGAUUCAGGGUCCUUGCAGAUGGAAUUGGUUUAGAGGACGUCUCACUGGGGUGGGGUGGGCCCCUGAUCCUGGUAAGAAGGGACAUCUGGACAGAGAAGAGGGCCGUGUCUGCGCGCCAGGCAGCCUCCGGAGCCGCGAGAGCCGCCUGGAACAAUCAGAAGGAGCCGGCCCAAGGGACACCCUGAAGGACGUCCGGCCUCCGGCGCUAAGAGCGGGCCGAUCCCUGCUCUUUCCCUGGGGACUGAGCGCAGGGAGCCAAGGGAAGCGCUGGGGUGAGGGCCAUGGGUGGGGUGCCCCCUUUAGGUUGCCGUCACCGCCCUACCUCCCACGUGGGAGGGGACAGGGAGCCCCCCAAGCGCAGCCCGAGGGGACAGCCUUCGGAGAUGCACACCCGUUUGAAAAUGAUGAUUUCAUUUGGGUUUGGUAGGAAACAAAUGACCAUUUUUACAAGACCCCCGAAAGCAAAGCUCACCACACUGUGGCCUUGGCGACGCCCCCAAAAAAGGCGUGGACUCUCACCUCGGGGCCCAGAUGGACACGCUGGGUGCGGGAGCGAUCUGUGACUCUUGUGGGUCGGAAGGGGACAUGUGGUUUAAUAGGCUGCAGAAGGCCGUGUCGGGGCCGGGAGGGCGGCUCCGGGCGCCCACAGGGGACCAGGGGACUGACGUCCCGUGACCGUUUUUGGAGUCAGGCCAGUUGGGCGAAGCCUUCACACAGGCGGCCUGCAGGCCUUUCUCGACGAGGUGGGUUUGGUUGGCAUUAGUUAGAAACCAGGACGUUGCACAUACCAACGUAGAUUCGGAGUCUUUCUCGAAAACUUGGCCUGAGCCUGCACCGCCCGCGGGUGCGCCCACCUUGGCCCAGCCCUCGAAGGUGAACCUGCCCUCCCAUCUUCCGUCAAGAGACAGAGUUCACAUUCAACACCGAACGUGUGUCCUGAGGACCCAAGAAGCCCCAGAAAAAACCCUCUGUCCUCGGCUGAACACAUCAACAUGCAGAACGCUUGUACCUGGGCCCUGCCGGCUGUCUGGCCUGCUUGCCUCUUUCCAUAAAGUUGAGAUUUAAUUUCCAAAAACCCAAGAGCACUCACUGCAGAGCUCUUGAAAUAAAAGCACCCGUCUCUUGUCGGCA
This is a messenger RNA of Suricata suricatta (meerkat), 2197 nucleotides long. It is a transcript of the gene TNFAIP8L1, whose product is annotated as TNF alpha induced protein 8 like 1. Gene Ontology annotation, biological process: regulation of apoptotic process; negative regulation of TOR signaling. The coding region runs from base 105 to 665 and encodes 186 amino acids. The transcript has 2 exons. Gene Ontology annotation, cellular component: cytoplasm. NCBI's taxonomy places the organism in Eukaryota, Metazoa, Chordata, Mammalia, Carnivora, Herpestidae. The record is from RefSeq and is a predicted model, not a curated record.